Paecilomyces variotii is the source of this 1782-nucleotide messenger RNA. Its product is annotated as putative Snf1 kinase complex beta-subunit Gal83. Gene Ontology annotation, biological process: signal transduction. Lineage: Eukaryota; Fungi; Ascomycota; Eurotiomycetes; Eurotiales; Thermoascaceae. The transcript has 3 exons. Gene Ontology annotation, cellular component: cytoplasm; nucleotide-activated protein kinase complex; nucleus. Gene Ontology annotation, molecular function: protein kinase binding. Bases 264 to 1637 code for a protein of 457 amino acids. The record is from RefSeq and is a predicted model, not a curated record.
CCGCCCGGCAGCCCUAAGCCCUAAGCGGACAUGAUGGCCUGACUUCUCGUCGUCGACGUCGACAUCGUCAUCGCCGUUGAGCUUCACGCUUCAGGGAUCCUGGAUGGGCGCUCUCUGUCGAUUGAGAUAAGCCGCGCUUCUUUCACCAUCCGUCCCUCUCUCCCUCCCCUGCCUCCCGCGGCCGGCGCUCUGAUGCUGGCAUCGCAAUCUGCCCCGGAUUCAUUUCCCCGCCUUGUCCCUUGUCCUCAGCUUCCCCGCUAAAGAUGGGCAAUAAUCCUUCAAAGACGCCGUCGACUGGCGCCUCCUCCAACUCGGCCGCCCAGAAUCUCUCAGUGCCUGGGAAUGACCGACGAGUACAUCGGCGGGUGUCAAAUCAUGGCCUGAAGUCAGCUGCGGCGGAUCCAUCAGCCUCCAAAGAUAGCGCAACUGGACAUCCGGCAGCGAACACGCAAACUCCUGUACAACAACGACUGCAGUCUCGCAACAUCCCCGAUGAAGGCGGAAGGCCAGAGAGAUCGGAUUCCAAGAGGAUACAGCGUCAUCGGAGCGUGCCAAAACAGGAUCCUUCCGACCCUGUUCAGGUUCCCUCACGCCCCUCCGCAAGACGGGAUCCAGGUGUAGCUCCCUCUGGGCCGCCAUUGAAUACGUACUAUGGCGCUUCUGCGCAUCUUCAACGCCCUCCUCGACUCCCUCUGCCUAUUGGCGAUGCCACUGCCACGCCUGGCUCACCGGUAAUAGCACCAGCCGAUCCCCAGAUCGAAUCUGUUCCAUGGGACACGCUAGACGAACCGUUAACUCGCCAGACCACAUCACAUAGGACCACUGCUGUCGAUGAGGAUGAGGUCGUCGAUGAUGAUCAAUAUUCGAUAAGCGGAGUGGGAAAGGCCGUCCCGACAACCAUCGAGUGGCGUGGGCCUGGAGAGAAGGUAUAUGUGACGGGAACGUUUGUAAACUGGGAGAAGAAGUUCCGAGUACAUAGGAGUGAAACUGAUCCAGGAGUGCUGACCACGACCCUGAGCCUCCGCCCCGGCACGCAUCAUCUCAAGUUUAUCGUAGAUGGCGAUAUGCGAGCUUCGGAUGACCUCCCGACAGCGGUGGAUUUCACUAACCACCUCGUCAACUAUAUCGAAGUCAGUGCAGAUGAGGUUCAGCGGCCACGACGGGAAAGCGACCGGACGAAUAGGUCCGCGAUUCCACCUGGAGUGCAUCCGCCGCAGGUUCUCCCCGAGAUCAUCGGUACUGGUCCGGCGGGCGAUGCCGUCGAAGAUGAAGCGGAAAAGGAGGAACCGGAAGAGGAGAUCCCUCCUGGAGACUUCCGCAAUAUUGUCCCCCAGUUCCUAGCCGAUAUCGACCAGGAAGAGGACAAUGAUGCAUAUCAGCAAGCGGCGAAUGUCAUCUCGGACUCUUCCGCACCACCAGUCCUGCCCUUGUUUCUGGGCAAAUCUAUUUUGAACGGCACGACACCUAUGAAAGACGACAAUAGUGUGCUGAACUAUCCCAAUCACACUGUCCUGAACCACUUGGCAACCAGUAGCAUCAAGAACGGUGUGUUGGCCACGAGUGUCACGACGAGAUACAAACGAAAGUACGUAACGACGAUAUUGUACAAACCUACCGGGGAUAUCACGGGUCAGUAAUGAGAAACGAGCGCCAUGUAGCACAGAAUAUCACAUUCUUCUCUGAUGUCAUUGUGCCAUCCAUCUCUUCCCUUUUUAUCUUACUUUUUUAUCUCAUUUUAAUCGAUUCAACCGACACUGAGCCGCUCAAGCAGCUUCCCUUGGC